Messenger RNA from Lycium barbarum (goji berry), 1755 nucleotides. RefSeq lists its product as uncharacterized. The coding region runs from base 228 to 1346 and encodes 372 amino acids. Lineage: Eukaryota; Viridiplantae; Streptophyta; Magnoliopsida; Solanales; Solanaceae. The transcript has 4 exons. The record is from RefSeq and is a predicted model, not a curated record.
CCUUUGUUCCAACCCCACCAUAUCCCCAUUUUCUCUCUCUUGCACUUCAUUAUAUAAACCUGCUGCCUCCCAUAGUUCAUUACAAUCUCUUUACUUCACUGUUUCUCUCAAGGGGUAGUGUCUUGUGUCUAUAAUUAUUAUACCUUAAAGAAGCAGCAACCUUAAAAGCUCUUUAAUAAACCCCAUCCAACUUCUGUGAUUCUUUACUCUUUCAUUUAAUUGUUGAUAUGGAGAAUAAGUUGGAUGAUUAUGAAUUUUGGCUUCCUUCACAGUUUCUUACUGAUGAUGACCUUCUCAUAGACUUCAAGAGAAACAAGUACCUUGGACCCGGGUUUAACCCGUUUGGACCUCACUCGGAUCUGAGUUCACCCGUUGAGUCUGUGAUCGGGUCAGUUGAUACAGAGAGUGAUGAAGAAGAGUGGUUAACUCACAAAAUGGCUAACUCUACACUUCAUCAGGACUCUGGUUUCGGCUACGGAAACACAAAGGGUUGGAGUUUGUCAGGUUCGCCACAAUCGACGUUAUGCGGGUGCAAGCAGGGUUCAAGCCAUGGAAGCCCAAACUGUCCUUCACAAGCCUCUUCCCCGCCGCCGGUGAACGGAAGCAAUGGGGCUUUAGAUCAGCUUUAUGCGGCUGACGGACUUUAUCAGGCCAAAACCAGUAGAGGCUCUGUAGCUACACAAAACUCUAAGCCAAGUCUUGGGUCAUUGAACUUAAAUCAGCCCUCGCUCUCUUACCAGCAGUUGCAAGUAGCUCAAUUUCAGCGAUUGAAACAACAACAGAUGUUGAAGCAAGGACAAGUAGUGUUCGGGUCGGGUAAAGGUGGAUUUGAGCAGUAUCCGGUGAACCAGAACCACCAGCAAUUGGUUCACAGCAGAGGCCAAAGUGGAGCUGCUAGGCAGAUGAAUUCUUCAGUUUCUGGUUGGUCUAAGUUGCAACAGUCUCAGUCUCAGCAACAACCUGGCUUGGGCAUGCGCGCUGUUUUUCUGGGUAAUCCAGGUCCUAAAAGGGAGUGUGCUGGAACUGGUGUUUUCUUGCCCAGAAGAAUUGGGACAACACAAACUGAAACAAGAAAGAAACCAGCAGGGUGUUCAACAGUUUUACUGCCAGAUAGAGUGGUCCAGGCCUUGAACUUGAAUUUAGAAGCUAUGGAUGCUCGGUCGCAGCCUCGUGUUCAAGCCAGAUUUUAUAAUGGCGAAAGCGGCUUAACUUUGGCUAGUGGUUCGAAAUAUCCGAAUAAUAUGGCAGUGGCUCAACAGAGACGUAAUGUCAGGACGGAAAAUACUUACUCACAGCCAGCAUCAAUGUCACAAGAGUUUGUUCUUCCUCAGGACUGGACUUACUAACCAAUAAAUGAUUGUUGAAGAAUGAAAUAACAGAAGACUUGAAGUUUUAGAAGCAGGGCAGAUUUUGUUAUUAGUUCUGGAUAGGGGAGAUUUGGGGAAGUAUAGAGUUAAGAUAGUUAUGAUGGUUUAAGAAUGUUUAGCAACAAAAGAAACAGGUCUGUAUUGGGUAGUUUUAGGGCUCAAAAAAGAAUAGUCCCUAGUUUGGUUUUAAAUUAGAGAAUUGCUAGUAUGAAAGAAUAAAAGUUUUCUAGUUUCAAGUGAUGAAAAGGAGAAGGAAAGAAGGUUGGGUCAUGUUGUGCUUAGAGCUACAACCUAAUUUCCUCACUUUUGUAUGGCAGGGGAAGUGAUCAAUAAUUAUACCAUUAUGUACUAGUUAUCCCUGUCCAAAUAUUAUCGUCUUUUGAUUUGU